GUAAUGCUGAAGGAGCGGAGCGGAGCGGCUUCAGGAUAACGGUCUCGCUGGACAGCCGCUCGGUUUUAGCCUGAACCGACUCGCGUGCAUUUCCGCUCUCAGCUGCAUCUGUUUGUCCGGGUGAGACGUUUUUCUUAAACGGGUUGUUUUUUUUUUCCUUUUUAUUUGUUUCAUUUAGGAGCGUUUAAGUUUAAAUGGACCCCAGGGUGACUUGGGUUCAGCCCGAGCUGAAGGGACCAGCAAAUGCUUUCUGGAUGCACAUCUGGGAAACCUCACUUGGUUUACGGACUACGGAUACCUUACACAGCCCUUGUUUGUACCCGGCCAUGGCGCUGGGUUCGGUGAAAACCAACUCCUCCAGCUGUAUCAGCCCGCAUCCUGUUCAGGUUUCGCCCAGUUUCAUUCUCUCACCUCCAUUUGAUCACUGGAACCAGACUGCACUGAAUGGCACUUACACAAGAGUCGGGGAGCCCAGUGCUUCUCCCCAAAAUGGGUCCCUGUCUCCAUUGUCCUCCUCGCUGGACUCCGAGAGUGACAGUCCCAAAUCGGACUCGUGUGACAGUACAAACACCCACCACCCCCAUCCCAGACUCUUUUUCAGCUUCAGUGAGCGGCUGCACCACGUCAAUGACUGUUUGCAUCAGCACCAACAGCACCAUGUGCAUCUCCACACUCAUCUUCACCAGUACCAUCACCACCGGCAUCUGUCCCAGCAAUGCCCUCAAGCGCCUGACCACAACUACCAUCCAGUUAGGAAGAAGGACGAGAGCAAGGCCAGCACUAAUGGGGUCAACUAUCCGCUCUCCACCUCCAAUGGAAAUCUCCUCUGGACUGGGAUGCCGUGGAAGACCGGGAGAUAUAGUCCAGGGGUGAACGGCCUUCAUGAAGAGAUACUGGACUUCUAUGCCUUCAUGUCACCACGGCCUGAGGAGGAAGCCAUGAGGAGGGAUGUAGUGAGCCGCAUCGAGAGUGUGAUCAAGAACCUGUGGCCUGCAGCGGACGUCCAAAUAUUUGGCAGCUUUAGUACUGGACUUUAUCUGCCAACAAGUGACAUUGACCUGGUGGUGUUUGGGAAGUGGGAACGUCCUCCUCUACAGCAGCUCGAUCAGGCUCUGAGACAGCAGAACCUUGCCCAACCAUUCUCCAUUAAAAUACUGGACAAAGCCACAGUUCCGAUAAUCAAGCUGACUGACCGAGAGACGGAGGUGAAGGUGGACAUCAGUUUUAAUGUGGAGACAGCUGUGAAAGCGGCACGCUUCAUCAAAGACCAAUUAAAGAAGUACACAGUGCUUCCACACCUGAUCUUCGUUUUAAAGCAGUUCCUGCUACAGUGGGAUUUAAACGAGGUGUUUACUGGAGGCAUCAGCUCUUACUGCCUCAUUUUAAUGGCCAUCAGCUUCCUGCAGCUCCACCCCCGUAUUGACUGCAGGGCAGUCAACAUAAACCUGGGCAUCUUGCUGAUUGAAUUCUUUGAGCUGUAUGGCCGCCACUUCAACUACCUGAAAACUGGGAUCCGUGUGAAGAAUGGAGGCGCAUACCUUGCCAAGGACGAGAUGAUGAAGGCCCUGAGCAGUGGCCACAGACCCUCACUACUGUGUAUUGAAGAUCCCAACAUACCGGGCAAUGAUGUGGGCCGCAGCUCUUAUGGAGCCCUCCAGGUGAAGCGGGUGUUUGAUUAUGCCUACGUCGUCCUGAGUCAUGCUGUGUCUCCUCUUGCCCGCUCUUAUCCCAACAAGGACAAUGAUGGCACACUCAGCCGGAUCCUCAGACUGACCCAAGAAAUGAUUAACUACAGGGAGUGGAUCAUCCAGAAGUGGGGAGACCGACACAACGCCAGGAUCAACUGCUGCAUGGUCCAAUUUGGAGGCGACUCUGAGGAGCAGCAGAGAGACUCGGUGUCGCCACAAAGUGCUGAUUCCCUUAUGUGUCUCUCCAGUCCCCAACAGCACUCCUCAUCAUCUUCAGCCUCAUCUGUUUCCUCGCUCUCAUUAAGUGACAAUGACUCUGACUCCAUUCCAUCUGGAUAUAAAGUGCUGCACCAAACUUUCCCAGCAUAUCCUGUGCCCACCACUCAGCAGAGGCCACAAAAUGGGACAAAUCUGUUUGAAACCACUUCCUGUAAUGGACAGGUGAGGAAGCCUCUCCCUGUAUCGCUACCCCCACCUGUGCCAGGCAGACCACUGUGUGUAGAUGGGUGUGUGCCACUGAACAAUGGCUACAGGCUGUCCUCACCCAUCUAUCUUGGCCCACUCCCCGGCCUCCUGCACCACCCCAAGAAGUUUGGCCCAAAGAUUCCCAGUGGCUUUGAGCCUGCCUCGAUGUCUGCACCUCGAGCCAGCCUUCUACAGCACAACCGAAACACAUGGCACCGAGGAGGAAAACGCUGCUCUCUAGCCUCAGCAGAUAGGACUGUCACAGGUCAAAGGAGAUGUUUUGUUGGCCACAGCCUUCCUCUCCUACUCUAGCCCAUUUAAUCAGGAGUUUUGCAACCGGACAAGUGGCAAAGGGAGAUGAAGACACAGAACAUUCCCUUUGGCUCUUACCUGAACCUAGCCCAGAUGCUGAUUGAUGCACCAACCAUCAGUGAGUGGAACCUGCAGGACCUCCCUAAUGAUGAUCUGUCUAUCCAGAAUGGCAUAACCGUGGCUAAAGCAGCACGAUUUCCACUGCUUAUCGACCCACAGACACAGGGCAAGACCUGGAUCAAGAAUAAAGAGUUCAAGAAUGAACUUCAGAUCGCAUCGCUGAAUCACAAG
Neoarius graeffei (lesser salmon catfish) is the source of this 2756-nucleotide messenger RNA. Its product is annotated as terminal nucleotidyltransferase 4A-like. The transcript has 15 exons. The record is from RefSeq and is a predicted model, not a curated record. Lineage: Eukaryota; Metazoa; Chordata; Actinopteri; Siluriformes; Ariidae. Bases 195 to 2465 code for a protein of 756 amino acids. Gene Ontology annotation, molecular function: mRNA binding; poly(A) RNA polymerase activity. Gene Ontology annotation, biological process: RNA 3'-end processing. Gene Ontology annotation, cellular component: TRAMP complex; nucleolus.